Hevea brasiliensis (rubber tree) is the source of this 1764-nucleotide messenger RNA. RefSeq names its product ankyrin repeat-containing protein BDA1. The transcript has 2 exons. NCBI's taxonomy places the organism in Eukaryota, Viridiplantae, Streptophyta, Magnoliopsida, Malpighiales, Euphorbiaceae. Bases 277 to 1701 code for a protein of 474 amino acids. The record is from RefSeq and is a predicted model, not a curated record. Gene Ontology annotation, molecular function: protein binding.
GUAUCUAGGAAGAGUGAGAGGAAGUGAGGUGUGUGAGAGAAUGCUAUGAGCGUUUGUAAGAUUGUUGUGAGACAUAAUCAAGUGUAUGUGUUAAGAGUGAGGAGUGCUCAUAAUUUAAUGUUGCACUAAAGUGUGAGGUUGAUUAUAAAGUUAUUUUUAAUGCUUCAUAAUAAAAAUUUUCUUCAAUCGAGUCCAUCAUUUUUCACUUUCUCUUUUUGUCAAUUAUAGUGAUUCCUUUUCUUCCCCUUCAGCUGCUUGCUCGAUUAGUUCGUGAGUAUGGACCAGAGGUUGACUAAGGCAGCUCGAGAAGGAAAUAUUCCUGAAUUGUAUAAGCUAAUCCAGGAGGAUACAGAUGUCUUGGAAAACAUCGAUAAGAAAGCUUUUGUUGAUACUCCGUUGCACAUAGCUGCUUCACAAGGGCAUAUUGAAUUCGCGAUGGAGAUAAUGAACCUGAAGCCAUCUUUUUCUAAGAAGUUAAACAAAGAUGGUCUUAGCCCCAUGCACCUUGCUGUACAAAAUGACCACAUGCUAGUGGUGAUGUGGCUCAUAGAUGUUGAUCGAAACCUUGUCCGUGUCAAAGGAAAGGGAGGUUUCACUCCUUUGCAUUAUGCAGCUGAACAAGGAAACUUGUCUAUUUUGAGAGAAUGCUUUAAAGGCUGCCCUGAAUCUAUUAAAGAUGUUGCCUUUCAAGGUGAAACUGCUUUACACAUUGCAGUCAAGCACCACCGAAAGGAUGCUAUUGAAUUGUUGUUGAUGGAAUGGCUUAGGUGGUCUGAAUUCAAAGAUGCCGAUUUUUGGGAAGCAGAGCUCCUCAACUGGAAAAACAAGGAAGGUAAAACCGUGCUGCAUAUUGCUGCAUCGGAGAAUGAAUGGAAUGAUCAACACCAGGUACUAAAAAUGUUGCUGCGAUGUCGUCAUGUUAGAACUGAUAUAAAAGAUGGUGAUGGUUUGACGGCUAGGGAAAUCUUGAGAGACCAAGUUGGAUUAACGGAAAGACAAAUUUGGAAUAUGCAAGCAGAGGGUGCAGGAUUUUUAUUUCCAUUAAUAUUAUUAUAUAAAAGUGUAAUAUAUCCUCUACGUUCAAUCCGUCAGGAAGCUCAGACAUCGGGAUCAAAGUCAAGGCCUUGGGCGUGGAGAUUACGUCGGAGAAGUAUGUGGAAAUCGAGUGAGAGGCGCAAUACAGAACUGAUAGUUGAUACGCUGGUUGCAACAGCCGUCUUCCAGGCAUCACUGAGUCCACCUGGUGGUCUUUGGCAGGGUACUGCUACUGUUGAUAUUAACGCGCUCAUUCGCGUCAGUAACUCUUCCACUACUUCUGCAGCGACUCAUCCACACUUCGCUGGUACAUCAGUGAUGUCUCCGGCCGAGUUCCUUUGCUUUUACAUUUUGAACGGUGGCUUGUUCCUCCUAGCCGCUUCUCGAAUGAUGGUAAAUCUAAUUACCCAAGAAGGCCGCGUGCUAAUUUCUGUUUUUUCUGUUUACUGCUUGAUUCUUUCCUACUUGGGCUCAAUGUUAACCAUAUUUCCUGAUAAUGUGAGUAAUGGGGACUCUGGCCUGUUUUAUUUAAUUUGUUUUUCUUAUGGAUUAGUGCUCGUACCCUCUGUAUUGUUUGCCAUUAUGUACAUGUUCUUGCCUAAGGAGCCUAGAGUAAAACCCAGAAAACAUCACCAGACAAUUCGUGAUAGGAAAGAAUGGUGGUAAUAUGUCUAUAGAUAUCACCUCCCAUUGUUGAUGUUCCUCUUUCAAUACUAGCUUAAUUAAUUA